GCAGAGGCUCCGUGACCGCGGGCCGGGAGCGGCAGCGGCGGGCCCUGCUCGGGGUCCUCAGGAGAAAAUGGUGUAAGGCCAGCUCAGCUGCCACUUCCAAUCGCGGCGUGCCCGGACCUCAGGGAGAAGCAUGGCAGCAGCUCAGGGAGCGGGGAGCGGUUCAGCCGGGCCGUCCGGCCCGCCCGGUUCUGCCCCGGGGCACAGCAGCAGCUCCACGGCAGUGGCCGUGUGGGAAUGGCAGGAUGAAUUUGGCAGGUGGAGGCCGUACCGAGGCAAUGUCUGCAGCUACAUUGAGCAGGUUAUCCAGGCCUCUCAGCAGAAGGGCCGGCGCUCAGGCUCAGGGCUGCUCAACAGCAUCCCUUUGGGACACGCGGAUCCCGCCUUGGCUCCCUACGUCAUCGACAUUCCAAGCUUGACACAAUUCCGGCAGGAUACAGGGACGAUGCGGGCUGUCCGCAGGCACGUCUUCCCAGGGGACUCUGCUGCUGGGCAGGGCAUUGUCUGGGAGUGGCAGAACGACGAGGGCGGGUGGUCCCCGUACGAGAUGAACGUCUGCGUGUUCCUGGAGCAGGCCCGUGCCACCAACCACCAGCGAGUGGAUCUCGGGCCCUUGGGCUACAACUACGAAGUUGACUUUGUGGCUCAAGUGCAGACCAACAAGAGCACGAGGUUCCGCCGCAGCGUUCAGAGGCGUUUGGAUGCCCCGUACCCGGUGACGACCGCCACCACACCCCUUCACACAGGGGUGGGAUGUUCUUGCCAGCAGUGCUGGCCAAACAGCGGGACUGGCCCCAUCACCACACGCUACCGUCACUCCAUGACAAACUUUCCCAACUCCUCCACGACUCAUCAGGUUCCCGGGAGGACAGCGUCAGUAAGUUCUUCCAACGUCGGCUUCGUGCCCUAUAACAAACCCGCUUUGACUGGAGCAAGGUCAACACCAAGACUCAAUGCACAGAACACCUUGGUUUUGGCUCAGACUGGGAGCCUCAGUGCAGCAUUGGCAGCAUCUAAUGGAGUCAGUGUCCAGGCCUUGCCUGUCAAGAUGUCCAAACCCAGCAGGGUGAGCCAGGCCCUGGCAGGCAUGACAGCUAUUCUGAUGUCAGCCGCCGGACUGCCCGUGUACCUCACCCGUGUGCCGCAAGCUGCCAGCACCCAUAAGGCCACUAAAAAACACAGCUCAGUUAAGGAGGGGAGGAAAGUGUCCAAGAAAGCCACUCCAACAGAGCCAGAAUCUGUGGUGAAGAAAUACCUGGAAGAGCUGAAGGGUGCUCCUGCUGAUGAGGACUGCAUGAUCUGCAUGGAGAAGCUGUCCUCCCCCUCGGGCUACAGUGACUCCUGCCAGUCCAGCACCAUCAGGCCGGAGGCAGUCGGCCGCCUGAGGAACUGCCAGCACUCCUUCCACAUGCUCUGCAUGCUGGCCAUGUACUCCAACGGGAACAAGGAUGGCAGUUUGCAGUGCCCCUCCUGUAAAACCAUCUAUGGAGAGAAAACUGGUACCCAGCCCAAAGGGAAGAUGGAGGUCUCCACUUUCCCCCAGUCCCUCCCAGGACACAAGGACUGUGGGACAAUCCGGAUUGUGUAUCACAUCAGCAGGGGCAUCCAGGGCCCGGAGCACCCCAACCCUGGCAUGCCAUACACAGCCAGAGGCUUUCCUCGCUAUUGCUACCUACCAGACAACGAGAAGGGCAGGAAGGUCCUGGAGCUCCUGAAGGUGGCCUGGAAGAGACGCCUGAUUUUCACAGUGGGCACCUCCAACACCACGGGCGAGAGCAACACGGUGGUGUGGAACGAGAUCCACCACAAGACUGAGAUGGACUCAAACCUCAGUGGCCAUGGCUACCCUGACCCCAACUACCUGGACAAUGUGCUGGCAGAGCUGGCUGCCCAGGGUGUCACCGAGGACUGCCUGGGCCAGUGAGCCUCAGGGGCCACCUAGUGCACUUAUUCCUGAUGCCUUAAGUUCCCGUGUCCGAGCGCCCGUCACACUGAGCAAUAACAGUUCCGUGGGAGCCCUGCCCGCUCUUCACAGUUUUUUGGUGGGGGGGUGUGGGGGAGGGAAGGAUAUUUUUGUAGAAGCUGUGCUUGUGUCUCUGGGUGGGAUUGAUGGCUGCAGCCAGGAGCAGCAGGGAUGGGACUGAGGUGACAGAUCCCCUGGGGAAGGCAGGCCCUUCCUUUGGUUAUGCCUGGGGACAGGGUGGGAGAGGAGAGUGCCUUGCUUCCAGUAGACCACCUGGAAGUCAAACAAGGUCCUCCUUUUGGGACACAUCAUCUCCCUGUCUGAGGCACCUCUUGCCUCCCUCCUGCUGUGUAUCUCUACUGGGUCCCAAUAAACUCUUCAUUCUCACAGCAA
Messenger RNA from Lonchura striata (white-rumped munia), 2353 nucleotides. It is a transcript of the gene DTX2, whose product is annotated as deltex E3 ubiquitin ligase 2. Gene Ontology annotation, biological process: Notch signaling pathway; protein ubiquitination. NCBI's taxonomy places the organism in Eukaryota, Metazoa, Chordata, Aves, Passeriformes, Estrildidae. The record is from RefSeq and is a predicted model, not a curated record. Gene Ontology annotation, molecular function: zinc ion binding.